AUGGCACCCCUUCAACGCCUAUUCACCAGCACUUUUGCUAAAAAUGCCCGCCUCUACAACCCCCUGGGAGCGCGCUACUUGUCCCAGGUACCAAGCUUCCACAGGAUCGACGCCAGGCAGAACACGACAGAAAUGCCCAGGUCAUUUUACUUGCACCAGCCAACUGUACAGAACACGCUUCUUACCAACUUCGUUAACAGGGGAAACAUGGCCAGCCUCGUACCAUACAACAACAAAUUUGGCGCAAGGUAUGACGGAGGAAUCGCCACGCUUGGAGCAGCUGUCGCACUUAUGUCUGUAGGAGGUGUCGCACAGGGUAUCGGUAACCUUUUUGCCGCCCUCGUCUCCGGUACCGCCCGUAACCCAUCUAUCAAAGAGGACUUGUUCACAUACACGCUUAUUGGUAUGGGUUUCCUCGAAUUCCUUGGCAUCGUUUGUGUGCUAAUGAGCGCUAUCAUGAUGUACUCAUAA
Messenger RNA from Babesia sp. Xinjiang, 471 nucleotides. RefSeq names its product putative ATP synthase lipid-binding protein. The transcript has 2 exons. The record is from RefSeq and is a predicted model, not a curated record. NCBI's taxonomy places the organism in Eukaryota, Apicomplexa, Aconoidasida, Piroplasmida, Babesiidae. Gene Ontology annotation, biological process: proton motive force-driven ATP synthesis; proton transmembrane transport. Bases 1 to 471 code for a protein of 156 amino acids. Gene Ontology annotation, molecular function: proton transmembrane transporter activity.